AUGAAGUCAAUCGCAAGAGUACCUCAGUUAGCCAGAAGCGGUGUCUUCCAGGCCAGGGUGAGCUCCAGAUGCUGGAGCGGAGUUACCUACGGCGCUCAAUUGAGCCGACAUCACCGCCGAAUUCACGGAGCUCCGACUGUGAGAUAUCGGCAGCCAUUGAUUGCCAGCAGCACGUUGGGAACACCAUCAGGGCUGAGAUAUGCCUCCAGUUCCUCUGCAGCUGAAUCUGACAUCAAGAGGACGCAAUUUUAUGACUUUCAUGUUGAGCACAAGGGCAAAAUGGUCCCUUUCGCGGGGUAUGCCAUGCCUUUGCAAUAUGCCGACUUGAGCCACGUCGAGAGUCACAAAUGGACGCGAGAGAAGGCCAGUUUGUUUGAUGUGAGCCAUAUGGUCCAACACCACAUUAUCGGUCCAGGUGCACGAGACUUGUUGAUGAAGAUUACUCCUGCCUCCCUUGACUCUCUAAAGGACAACCAUUCUACCUUGUCCUGUCUCCUGGACGAAAGUACUGGUGGAAUUGUUGACGACACUGUGGUCACACGCCUUGGACCGGAGUCAUUCUACUUCGUUACAAAUGCAGGUCGUCGUAAGGAAGACCUCGAGUUUCUAACAAAAGAAAUCGAGGCAUUCAGGAACUCUCAAGAUCCCUCCAAGCGCGACUCGGUCAUAAACUGGACUAUACUUGAUAACAGGGCUCUAGUUGCUCUUCAAGGCCCCGCAAGCGCGAGCGCACUUCAGCCACUUAUCAAGAAAGAAACGUCCGCCGACGCCGAUCUUUCAACCCUUCACUUUGGCCAAUGUCGCCAGCUCCAUCUGAACUUCCCAGAUGGAUCAAGCACCCCGUCACGUCUUCUAAUCUCCAGAACAGGGUAUACCGGAGAGGACGGCUUUGAAAUCUCUAUUCCUACUGAUUCUGAUGCCAAUUUGCCUCGCCGUGUUGCCGAACUUCUCAUCUCCAACCCAGAUGUCAAGCUUGCUGGGCUAGCCGCUCGUGAUUCUCUUCGCUUGGAAGCUGGCAUGUGCUUAUAUGGCCAUGAUAUAUCUCUGUCCGAGACGCCACCGGUUGCUGGUCUUGGCUGGGUUGUUGGUAAAGACAGAAGGGACCCAUCGUCUCCCCUAUCCAAAUUCAACGGAGCUUCCACCAUUCUCCCACAACUCGCAUCCCCAGCCAAGACGCUUACUCGGCGACGAGUUGGCUUUACAGUUGAAGGCGGUGCACCUGCCCGAGAAGGUGCAGUCAUUGUGGACCUUGCAGAUGGUAAAACUGAAGUCGGUGUGGUUACCUCUGGCCUCCCCAGCCCAACUCUUGGUGGUACAAACAUUGCCAUGGGAUACAUUAAGCAGGGUCUUCAUAAGAAGGGUACAGAGGUCGGGAUCCUUGUCCGCAAGAAACUCCGCAAAGCUACUGUUACUCCUAUGCCUUGGAUUGAAUCCAAAUUCUACAGGGGGUAA
Messenger RNA from Trichophyton rubrum CBS 118892, 1452 nucleotides. RefSeq names its product glycine cleavage system T protein. The transcript is spliced from 2 exons. Gene Ontology annotation, cellular component: mitochondrion. Gene Ontology annotation, molecular function: aminomethyltransferase activity; protein binding. Gene Ontology annotation, biological process: glycine catabolic process. Bases 1 to 1452 code for a protein of 483 amino acids. Lineage: Eukaryota; Fungi; Ascomycota; Eurotiomycetes; Onygenales; Arthrodermataceae. The record is from RefSeq and is a predicted model, not a curated record.